AUGUUUAUUAUUCAAGGCAUUAUUUGCCAAGCUAUUACCGUACUUGGGAUCUUCGGGAAUAUUAUUAACUGUAUUGUUUUUGUGAAACAAGGUUUCUCAGAUAAUAUAAAUGUAAGUCUCUUGGGCCUCACAAUCUCAGAUCUGUGCUCUCUCAUCUGUAUAAUGUGGACCUCUCUUUUUUUUAUCCCUGUUGCUAGAGAUACUGAUUUAUUCUCUUCAGACGUGCAUGUUUUAUCAGGUACUUUGCCUCAUAUUAUAUUCACAAGAAUUACGGGAUGGAUAACAGCGUUUAUCAGUCUGGAGAGAUGCGUCUGUGUUAUUAAACCAUUAAAAGUCAAAACGAUGUUCACAAGAAAGAGACAUUUCAAUGCAAUGAUAGUCAUAUAUGCUGUAACUAUUGCAUCUGCGAUUCCUGCAUACGUUUCUAUAGGGCUUGAGUGGACUUUCUUCCCUGCAGAAAAUAAAUCGCGUAUUUCACUAAUUCAAAGACUAGAUGAAAAUGGUAGAAAAGUAACUGAUGCCCUGACGCAUGCUGUCAGUGGUGUGUUGAUUCCGGUUUCUUGUGUUGUAUCCGUUGUCGUUCUCACAACCAUCCUCGUAGUCCAGCUCAACAAGACAGCAGCAUGGAGGAAGUCUGUCUCCCCAGGUGUGAUUCGCGACACACAACAGCCCAAUGCAAAAGUCGUCAUCAACAACAAGGAAAUGAAAAUAGCCAAAAUGGUGGUGAUUAUGUCCCUCAUUUUCAUUGCUUCCUUCUUUCCUGCCGCCGGUAUUUUUUUAACCGAAAUCGUUGAACCGACAUUUAAUUAUGACAAGUUGAACAGGAGGUUAGUGUUUGUGACUCUAUCUGUGUCAUUUACCUUAGAAGUUAUCAACUCCAGUGUCAACACGUUUGUGUAUUUCAGAAUGAGCACCAAAUACAGAGAAACCUUUCUGAAGCUGUUUAGAUUGAAUAGACUUCCCAACGGUUACUACAGAAAUGAUUGA
This is a messenger RNA of Candidula unifasciata, 987 nucleotides long. The record is from the annotation of a GenBank genome assembly. NCBI's taxonomy places the organism in Eukaryota, Metazoa, Mollusca, Gastropoda, Stylommatophora, Geomitridae.